Colossoma macropomum (tambaqui) is the source of this 1271-nucleotide messenger RNA. It is a transcript of the gene whr1, whose product is annotated as serine/threonine kinase 19. Gene Ontology annotation, biological process: positive regulation of Ras protein signal transduction; protein phosphorylation. Lineage: Eukaryota; Metazoa; Chordata; Actinopteri; Characiformes; Serrasalmidae. Bases 110 to 886 code for a protein of 258 amino acids. The transcript has 7 exons. The record is from RefSeq and is a predicted model, not a curated record. Gene Ontology annotation, molecular function: protein serine/threonine kinase activity.
GAGAAGAGUAAGUGAGCGUCUGACAGCGGCUCACCGAGGCGUUAUUCUCGAGUUAUAAACGUUAGUUAGGUUAAGUUAGUUGAUUUAGACCAUAAAAAAAGUCUCAGCUAUGAACAGAAAAAGGACAUUAAUUCCGGACGCGUUUCGCACGAAGAAACGAAGAUUUGGAGCCGACAACCUCAUCGGAAAUCCGGAACAUGGAGAUGUUCAAGAAGGGCCUCCUGAUGUUAAGGCCACACUGCAAUACCUCAUGACUCUCUUUCCACGCAAAUUGUUUAACGACAGCCUUCCACAAAUUGUCCUCAAACACCAGCUGUACAGUUUACACAGUGACAAAACCUUGGUGGACAAGCAAGUGAAUGAGUUGAGAGAUCAAGGAGAGCUGCUGAUGUUUCAGCUGGGCUUUGACUCCGACACCUUUGCCCUGGUAUUUUCUGUGGACUACAGAGCCAAAGUUCUGGCAGGCGAGGCUGGAAGAGCCACUCUGGGAACUGUGGAGAAGUUUCUUGAUAAAGUACUGCCUGGUUGCUCAGACCUGAGUUUCAGCAAAGACAAAAUGCUGAAGCAGUUCCUUUUCACAGAUUCAGAGAUAACGCAGCUUGUCAAGUCAGGGGUUUUGACUGUGAGAGAUGCUGGCAGCUGGUGGCUGUCUAUUCCAAACUCUGGCCGAUUCACCAAAUACUUCAUUCAGGGACGCAAAGCUGUUCUCAGCAUGGUCAAGAAGUCAAAAUAUAAUGAAAUUUUAAAGACUGAUUUGGAGGAACGUCGCACCACUUCACAAGUUAAACUACACAUGAAGUACCACAUUCAUGAUAUAAUUGGUGCGGAACUGGUAGAAUGCAUACAGACCACAUCAGGGACUUUGUUACGGUUUAUGGACACUUGAUCUUCGGCCCUUGAAGUUUAAAUGCUACAGAACAAAAUGAACUUGGAAGGCUUAUGAGAUUUUUCUCCCCAGCCUUCUGGCAAAGUCUCAGAAAAUCUGCAUCAAAGAAGAGUGCUAGGUUUGUAUAUACCUCACAAGAGUGAUGGACAUGACCAAAACUGGUCUAGCAUUAAUGUGUUCUGAUCAGGCAGCUGCCAAAUAUGUGCAAUUCACCAACCCUAAAGCACGUAGUGUACCAAUGCCAGGAACAUUUAUUUAUGAAAAAUUCAUUCAACUUGCUUUCAAAGAGAAGCAUAUUUAUUUAUUGCCUUAAAUUCAGUGGCAUUUUUUUUUAUUAUUUGCCAACUGCAGUUUUCUGCUGACUGAAAUAAACGUUCCAAUUUCA